UAGUUACACAGUUUAAGUGAUUACUUGUUUGAUAGACUUUUAGAGACAACUAAAGAAGUAUAUUCUGAUAAAACUAAGUGAGACUUAAUUAUGAAAAAAAGUAGUGAAACUAAUCAGACCAAAAAACAGUCGGGUAUGAGUGCCCCGCGAACGCCGUCCACUGAAUCAGCGGCAUCGGUGGCCGACCAGACAACCGGAAAGUAUACGACAACUAAUGGUAAAACAGCUGAAGCUGCAAAUGACAGUCAAAUGAUUAUAAGCUAUGGAGUCAAUGUCCACAACACAAUAGCCGUCGUAAUGGUGUGUACUCAACACAACACAAUGGCUUUAAAACAAAUUACUUCAUCGAAAGUCGGUCUAUGGCUUCCGUGGGCACCGGUCAUGAAAGGACAGACAUGGGCUGAAAGUCUUAAAGAAAUGAUGGAUCUGUUUGCCAAUCAAUUGAAAAGUUUUAAUGCAUUGAUUGUCAACAGUAAAUCUCUGGAUCUAAUACACGCAUCGAUUGUAGAGAUUCCUCAACAGAACGAUACUGUCAAACGGUUUACAUUCAAAGUGGAGGUCAAACACGAGUCUGAAUCAAACAAAUGUUUUGAUAACAGCAAUGAUUUUCAAUGGAUUUCAUGUCAAGAAAUGAGCAAAAUUAGUGAACUGUGGGGCGCAGAGCCGUCAUUAUUGGCCGCUAUUUUAACCGAUCCUACGAUAACUAUAUAUAAGUUUCAAGAAAUCACUGUUCGAGAAGUAAUGAAAUACUCGCCAAAAGACAAAGAGAGUACAACUCAGGAAGUGUUGGUCAAAGCGGCCGGUUUUAGUGAAAAAUAUAUCAAUAAACUGUUUGGUCAAUAUCUACAACAGUGCGCUCCGUCCACAAUGAUGGGUGAAAAGGCAUUCAUUGAUUAUAUGGCAAAGUUAGCCCUUCCAGGCAAAAGUGAGACGGCAUAUACUUUAAAUAUGAACAGUUUGUUUAGAUCAAUGGCCAGAAGCAAACAAUACAUAGUAUUCAAGGAUCUGUUAUUAGGACUGUGCGCUCUGGACACGAAUGUCCCGCAUAGCGGUCACACAGCUAUACUUCGGACCGAACAUAUCUACGCCUAUUACGCCAGCGAUUGGUCCAAAGGAUUGUCACGUCAAGAGAUGAAACAAAUGUGUACAGACAUUAGGCUCGCAAACAACAAUAUAGACAAUAAGGGUUUGGAUGAAGAGGUGAAGCAAUUGUAUCAAAUAAUUGCUAACAAAUCAAAGUAUUUCAAAGAAAAAGAUUUUAUCCAAUCUGUUGGCAGUAAGAAAAUUAGAGGAACCGCUAUCUUGUUUCGGUCAUCCAUUUCGCCCAUACAAGCGUUGCGCAACAAACAAGUGUACGACUCGUUGGCGUUGAAAAUGACAACACCUAAUACACAACAGCAACAACAGGAACAACAAGUGGUGGGCACUUGUCUCAGGUGUCGUCUAAAGAAAUACACAUUGGCUGUCCAUACGGUGCGACUAUCAAGUAGUGGAUUCAUUACUGAACCGCAAGAAAAUAAGAAUCAGACUGACAUCAAACGUAUGGAUAAAACAUUGAAACGGAUGUCCAACAGCUGUUUUACCGCUAUAACAGAAGCUAACAUUAUUAUAGACUCRAUAAGAACCUUUGGUCAGUACAAGUUCAACAUUAAUAGAACAGAUGGACAAAACAGUGGUCAAAGCGCAAGUGGUGCCAAAACUAAAGUUAGCGGAUCGGCUGAUAGUGAUAUUGAUUGGGGAAACCCUAGUGGAAGGACCAAAGUUUUAAAGAGAUUAUACAAAUUGUGUGAAUUGGCACAAGCAGUCUUUCAAAAGGAAAGUCGUGUCAUACGAGUGUCGUCACCGGUGUUUGUGUUGGGCGACAUUCACGGCAAUCUACACGACCUUAUGAUAUAUGAGCGCAGUCUAUGGAAAAUGGGACCGACAUGUGUGGCCUCUAGUUUUCUAUUUUUGGGCGAUUACGUGGACAGAGGCGAGUAUAGUAUUGAAUGCAUUACAUACCUACUGUGCCAUAAGGUUUUGUGUCCCGAAAAGUAUUAUAUGUUAAGAGGAAAUCACGAAUUGAGAUCAGUUAACCAAUCGUUUACAUUCAGGGCUGAGUGCAUCAAUAAGUUUGGCCAAACCGAAGGUCCGAAACUGUGGGAAGCCUUGAAUACUGUGUUUGACUAUAUGCCCAUCUGUGCCAUCAUUGACGAGAGUAUAUACUGCGCUCACGGAGGUAUACCUACGGAUGCGCUGAGAAUACAAGAGCUCAACUCUAUACCGAUGCCAUUGAGUGAACCGGAAAAUCAGUGUCAGACUGCGUGGCAGAUCCUGUGGAACGAUCCGGUCACCAAUCAGGAGUUCCGCGACUUUCAAGAGUUGUUACGUACACAACAAGGCAGUAGUGAACCGAAAGACGGUAAUCUGGGUUUCCUACCCAACAAAAAGCGAGGAACGGCUUACUAUUACUCGGAUGUCUCUCUCAACAGAUUUUUUGCAGCCAACCAAUUGAGUCAUGUUAUCCGUGCCCACGAAGUCAUACCAAAUGGUUACGCCUUUCAUAUGGGAGGCAAAUGUAUAACAGUGUUCAGUAGCAGUAAAUAUUGUAACGGUCUUAACGAGGCGGCAGUCAUUCUGGUCAACGACGAGAAGAUACGAGUCAUCAAAAUCGACACCAAUUGAAGAUACAGACAGUUAUUCAAAAAGAUAUCAAUUAUUUAACUCAUUUAUCUCUAAAAUAGUUUUUUUA
Molecule: messenger RNA, 2731 nt
Organism: Oppia nitens
Lineage: Eukaryota; Metazoa; Arthropoda; Arachnida; Sarcoptiformes; Oppiidae
Exons: 1
Coding region: 91-2664 (857 amino acids)
Cellular component (GO): nucleus; cytoplasm
Molecular function (GO): protein serine/threonine phosphatase activity
Source: RefSeq, a predicted model, not a curated record